UAGUCCUGUCUUCAUUGGAGGGAAGUGACUGGCCAGACCUGGGCUGUCUUGCUGGCUGCCUUCCUUGCUGGGCUUCAGCUUAUCUCCUAUGUACACAGCCCUUGGAGUUCAGAGGCCUCUCCUGACCUCUGCCCAACCUCUCCCUCUCUGCACCCAUGCCCCCACUGGUACACACAGGAGCAGAGGCAGACAAGGCAGGCAAAGACUAGGAAAGAGGAGAGGGGGCUGGAGACGGGCUGCCAGAGGGCUCAGAAGCCCAGCGCACCUCCCUGUCCCAACUCUGUCCACCUGCUGCUGUGGCCACAGCAACAGAAGAGACAGCUAGUAAGACAGGAAGUGAGGCCCGGUACCUUGUGGACAGUGGUGUCAUUAGCUGCGACAUCUAAGAUGUCUCAAGAGAUGGGAGAGCUCACCCAAACCAGGUUGCAGAAGAUCUGGAUUCCACACAGCAGCGGAAGCAGCGGGCUGCAACGGAGGAGGGGCUCAACCAUACCCCAGUUUACCAAUUCCCCUACAAUGGUGAUCAUGGUGGGUUUACCAGCUCGAGGAAAGACCUACAUCUCCACGAAGCUGACAAGAUAUCUCAACUGGAUAGGAACACCAACUAAAGUGUUUAAUUUAGGCCAGUAUCGCCGAGAAGCAGUGAGCUACAAGAACUACGAAUUCUUUCUCCCAGACAACAUGGAGGCCCUACUUAUCAGGAAGCAGUGUGCCCUGGAAGCCCUGAAAGAUGUCCAUGACUAUCUCAGCCAUGAGGAAGGUCAUGUUGCGGUUUUUGAUGCCACCAACACUACCAGAGAACGACGGUCACUGAUUCUGCAGUUUGCUAAAGAACAUGGUUACAAGGUCUUUUUCAUUGAGUCCAUCUGUAAUGACCCUGGCAUCAUUGCAGAAAACAUUAGGCAAGUGAAACUUGGCAGCCCUGAUUACAUAGACUGUGACAGGGAAAAAGUUCUGGAAGACUUUCUAAAGAGAAUAGAGUGCUACGAGGUCAACUACCAACCCUUGGAUGAUGAACUGGACAGCCACCUGUCCUACAUCAAGAUCUUCGACGUGGGCAUGCGCUACAUGGUGAACCGAGUGCAGGACCACAUUCAAAGUCGCACAGUCUACUAUCUCAUGAACAUCCACGUCACACCUCGCUCCAUCUACCUAUGCCGGCACGGUGAGAGUGAACUCAACCUCAGAGGCCGCAUCGGAGGUGACUCUGGUCUCUCAGCUCGAGGAAAGCAGUAUGCCUAUGCCCUGGCCAACUUCAUUCGAUCCCAGGGCAUCAGCUCUCUGAAGGUGUGGACCAGCCACAUGAAGAGGACUAUCCAGACAGCUGAGGCCCUGGGUGUCCCCUACGAGCAGUGGAAGGCCCUGAAUGAGAUUGACGCGGGUGUCUGUGAGGAAAUGACCUAUGAGGAAAUCCAGGAACACUACCCUGAAGAAUUUGCACUUCGGGACCAAGAUAAAUAUCGAUACCGCUAUCCCAAGGGAGAGUCCUAUGAGGAUCUGGUUCAGCGUCUGGAGCCAGUUAUAAUGGAGCUCGAACGGCAGGAAAAUGUACUGGUGAUCUGCCACCAGGCUGUCAUGCGGUGCCUCCUGGCCUACUUCCUGGAUAAGAGUUCAGAUGAGCUGCCGUAUCUCAGGUGCCCUCUGCACACAGUGCUCAAACUCACACCUGUGGCUUAUGGCUGCAAAGUGGAGUCCAUUUACCUGAACGUGGAGGCCGUAAACACACACCGGGAGAAGCCUGAGAAUGUGGACAUCACCCGAGAAUCUGAGGAAGCCCUGGACACCGUCCCUGCCCACUACUGAGGCCUUUCCAAGAGGUUAAACUGCCACUGUCCUCACUGUCUUCUACCUUUAAGAGCUGCUAUCCUUGCUCUUCUCCUACCCUGAGAAGACUCUAGACUUGGCCACACUGGAAGGGCCCCUCAGCAAAUUCAAAACAGGUCUCAAUUUCUAGCUACAACCAAGGAGCACUGUCUAGCUCUGUGUCAAACUUUCUUAAUUCCUAUUCUCUGUUUAAUAAAGACUUUUCUUACUGCCU
Ceratotherium simum simum (southern white rhinoceros) is the source of this 2038-nucleotide messenger RNA. RefSeq names its product 6-phosphofructo-2-kinase/fructose-2,6-biphosphatase 1 (gene PFKFB1). Gene Ontology annotation, biological process: fructose metabolic process; fructose 2,6-bisphosphate metabolic process. NCBI's taxonomy places the organism in Eukaryota, Metazoa, Chordata, Mammalia, Perissodactyla, Rhinocerotidae. The record is from RefSeq and is a predicted model, not a curated record. Gene Ontology annotation, cellular component: 6-phosphofructo-2-kinase/fructose-2,6-biphosphatase complex; cytosol. Gene Ontology annotation, molecular function: 6-phosphofructo-2-kinase activity; ATP binding; fructose-2,6-bisphosphate 2-phosphatase activity.